AUGCCACCAAAAUCGACAGCUAAGGCAACGGUCUCUCUCGAUCCAUUACCAGACCACUGGUAUCUGUUCUUCGGAAUCCUCGAACCGAUCUCUGUACUCGCCGGAGCAUACUAUGCCCUCGUUCUACCUGAACGAUACAACCAUGAACUCAUCCCGCCUGCCUUCAUCCCGGCAUCCACCCUGCAAAGUUCGCUGCGCCAGGCAGGUGUGCUCACCGAUUCCACCCGGAUGGCACUAGGCCAGCUCGGCAGCUGCUAUCUCCUCAUCAUGCUCAACUCAGCAUUGAUGUUCUAUGCGCUGCGGAAGAUGAUGAAGGCCAAAGAAGAUGCGGAGAAGCUGGAGCGGCUGGUAAGAUAUCUGAUAUUCGUAUUGGGGGCGGCUGACUGGACUCAUAUCGGCAUCACGAUUUGGUUGCUGCCCAAUGGACCACCGACCCGGACGGGGUUGAUCGGGAUCCACAAAGCUACGAUGCUGGAUAAACUACGCUUGUUGGCGACACCAGGAAGUUGGAAUAGUCUGCUGUUUGGAAAUAUCAUCAUCACCUUCAUUCUUUUCUGCUUUCGGGCACUCUGGUGGAGUGGUGUCGCACGAGGCAGUCCAAUCGCAGCCAGAUCGCGAAGAGCCAAAAUCGCGUGA
Messenger RNA from Mycosarcoma maydis (corn smut), 636 nucleotides. RefSeq lists its product as uncharacterized. The transcript is spliced from 4 exons. The coding region runs from base 1 to 636 and encodes 211 amino acids. The record is from RefSeq and is a predicted model, not a curated record. Lineage: Eukaryota; Fungi; Basidiomycota; Ustilaginomycetes; Ustilaginales.